UGACUUUUGAACCCGGAAACAGUCGGCCACCUUCGGAAGCAGCCGGAACUCGGGGCUCCGCGGGCGCUGCUGUUGCAGAAUGGUCGGCGGCGGCGGCGGGAAGCGCAGGCCCGCCGGGGAGGGGCAGCAGUGUGAAAAGGCAGUUGAUGUGAAGAAGAGUAAAUCCUGUGAAGCUGAUGUCUCCAAUGACCUUCGCAAAGAAGUAGAAAAUCAUUAUAAGCUUUCCCUACCUGAAGAUUUCUAUCACUUCUGGAAGUUCUGUGAAGAACUUGAUCCUGAAAAGCCAGCUGAUUCACUUUCCACAAGUCUUGGACUUCGGUUAGUGGGUCCUUAUGAUAUCCUGGCUGGAAAACAUAAAAUGAAGAAAAAAUCAAUAGUCUUGAACUUUAAUCUUCACUGGAGGUUUUACUAUGAUCCUCCUGAAUUCCAGACCAUUAUUAUUGGUGAUAAUAAAACGCAGUACCACAUGGGGUACUUCAGGGAUUCUCCUGAUGAACUUCCUGUAUAUGUUGGUACAAAUGAAGCCAAGAAAAAUUGUACAAUUGUUCAAAAUGGGGAUAAUGUGUUUGCUGCAGUCAAAUUAUUUUUGAUGAAAAAACUUAAAGAAGUAACAGAUAAAAAGAAAGCUAGUCUGUUGAAAAACAUAGAUGAAAAACUCACAGAAGCAGCCAGAAAACUGGGGUACUCCCUUGAACAGAGAACCCUGAAGAUGAAACAGAGAGAUAAGAAAGUUGUGACAAAGACCUUUCACAGUGCAGGCUUGGUUGUUCCAGUAGAUAAAAAUGAUGUUGGGUACAGAGAGCUCCCUGAAACAGAUGCUGACCUUAAGAGAAUUUGCAAGACAAUUGUUGAGGCCACAAGUGAUGAAGAGAGACUGAAAGCAUUUGCUCCCAUUCAGGAAAUGAUGACUUUCGUGCAGUUUGCCAAUGACGAGUGUGAUUAUGGCAUGGGGCUAGAACUGGGAAUGGACCUCUUUUGCUAUGGUUCACAUUAUUUUCAUAAAGUAGCUGGCCAGCUUUUACCUCUUGCAUAUAAUCUGUUGAAGAGGAAUCUGUUUGCAGAAAUUAUUGAAGAUCAUCUGGCAAAUAGAAAAGAGAACAUAGACCAACUGCAGGAUGAAAUCAAGGAGCUGGAGAAAAAUAACCAUGCCAGCUGGUCUUAUUUUAACCUCAAGGUGGCCAUGCUAGAUGGUGUUGAUCCUGCUACUUUUUCAUCUUUGCUCAAGCUUCCAACACUUCAGUUAAUUUCACUGGGAAAACAGGAGCAAUCAGAAUAA
Sciurus carolinensis (gray squirrel) is the source of this 1276-nucleotide messenger RNA. Its product is annotated as histone PARylation factor 1. Gene Ontology annotation, cellular component: nucleus. The record is from RefSeq and is a predicted model, not a curated record. Gene Ontology annotation, biological process: regulation of protein ADP-ribosylation; DNA damage response. Gene Ontology annotation, molecular function: histone binding; poly-ADP-D-ribose binding. NCBI's taxonomy places the organism in Eukaryota, Metazoa, Chordata, Mammalia, Rodentia, Sciuridae.